This is a messenger RNA of Symbiodinium necroappetens, 1173 nucleotides long. The record is from the annotation of a GenBank genome assembly. Lineage: Eukaryota; Dinophyceae; Suessiales; Symbiodiniaceae.
AUGCGGAUUUCCCAGCCAAGCGAGCGGGCCACUAUCGAGUUCCGUCAAUUUCCAGGUGGUGACUUCAACCAGCCACUGCUGAUCUGGGGCUGGGUAAAGUUCCUAGGGCUUUUGGUGACCCAUGCCUGUGCUUGUGCACACAGCGGGACCGGCGCAGAGGUGCCGACAGAAGGCUCUGAAGAGGAGCUUAAGCGGUUCCUUCAGCUUUCUACAGAUAGCCUUCUUGUCGCCUGGUUCCGGGAUCUGCGAAACCGCCUGCCGAAGGCAAGUGUUUCAUUGCAACGCAUGAAGAACGAGUGGAGCCGCCUUUGGGUCGCCUGGACACACGCUGCCGGCCAGCUUCCCGAGGACGUCUCAGCGUCUGCAGCAGCGGUCCUGCGGUCCGCACGUGCCUGGCGGCGGCUCUUCCAAGCGGCCACAGGCAUGAAGGCGAUUUUUCCGUCGACGGAUCCCGUCUGGCAGCCUCUUUCCCAGCGCCUCAGCGAGUGUGAAGUGUACAUGCAGCACCUGUACAUGGCCUUGGCACAACACCUGAGAUGCCAUGUGCGAUUUUUGCGAGCGGCGGAGGAGGUGAGUAGAUUCGGUUCGCUCUCCACGGUUGUGUACACUGUGCUUUCAGAUGGCCGCCUGCGUAGAAGCAGCACGGAGAUGAGAGAGCUGCAAGCUACCGUGCUUGAGUCUUUGGGAUGGAGCGCAUGCCCAUCAGAACUCUCAGCCGAAAUUGCACAAUUAGGCAGGCAAGGUGCGGAGCUCACUCUCGACUACACGAAGAACCUUUUGCAGCAGUGCGAGACGGCCUGUGGGUCAUCAGCUUCAAGGCAACUCUGCGAAAUCCAGGACGAUCAGCCCUUGCAGAGAUCGGAGGCUUGGACAGGGAUUCAAGAAGUCAAAGAAGGAGCAUCACGCAUGCCACAUUUGCACGUAUGGCGCGUGUACCAUGAGCUCUGCAGUUGGCUGCUGCUUCCGCGUGUGGACGAGGUGACGCACGUUUGGGCAGGCUUGGCCCAGCGUGGCUGGGACUCUGCCCGUGUGGAUGCUCUUUGGGUUCGGAUACAAUCACACACUCAUCCCGCUGCCCGAGAGAGAGCAAUGGCUUGGUUUAAAGAGAGGUCUCUGCGCGCGAAGAAAAGCAGCCAGGAGUACACCCGAGCCUUGCUCCCGAGUCCCCUCUGA